This is a messenger RNA of Plodia interpunctella (Indianmeal moth), 6758 nucleotides long. RefSeq names its product obelus (gene obe). The coding region runs from base 188 to 6724 and encodes 2178 amino acids. The transcript has 39 exons. The record is from RefSeq and is a predicted model, not a curated record. Lineage: Eukaryota; Metazoa; Arthropoda; Insecta; Lepidoptera; Pyralidae. Gene Ontology annotation, molecular function: ATP binding; ATP hydrolysis activity; nucleic acid binding.
AGACAAAAGUUGACAUGUCAGCAACUCGCCAGUCAUAAACUAAACAAAUUUAUUGGAAUUAUUUUUAAUUUUUACUUAAUUUAUUUAAUUUUGUAUUUAAAUUAAUUAUAAUCUUCUAAAGCACCUUAACAGGAUACAAAAUCAUAAUUUAUAUUUGUUCGAAGGCUGCGCAAUUUGUUUGAAGAAAAUGAUAGAACUUCCAAGAAUAACAAGAGCCCUUAGGGCCCAUACGCAACUUGAUAAGCCACGAUGCUUGAAGCCUACAACAGACCCUACGAAACAUCUUAUUGUAAAAUCGAGGAACGUCCAAAAAUUCAAAUCGUACACAGAUAUAAGUGCAUACCUCAAACAUAAUGAACCCAAUGCAGAUAAUUUAUCAGUACUACUGGAAGAUCUGAAAGAAGCAUGUCUACAGCUGAGCAGUGAUAUGUCAGAUGAAAUGGCAGAUGAUGCAGCCGUAAUGGUGUUGAGGAUGUUCAUUGACUAUGACAUUGUCAUGCUGAAGCAUUUGAAUGAACUACGGCAGACUUUUGGUACAGUGACUAUGAAUACGGCAAAUAAAAUUUGUCAGAUAGUCACAAAAAUAUCUAGUGACAUUUCAGAAGAGACUAAAGAAUACAUUCUGAAGGAGACCAGUGAAUCUAACAAAGAGAAUGUUAAACUAUGGGGUGACCACAUUCAGAUCAACUAUAUCCCUUACAAGCCUGUGAAGAAACCCCUAGCUAAGCUCAUCAGCAAGCCUGCAACAGCUGGGGCAUUUGUUACCGAUUUCUCAAUGAAGUAUAUUAAUAAUAUUGAACAAGUAGCCAAACCUGAACCUGUUUCAAAGUUCACCAAAAGCUGGUUAGAAGUGAAAAUCAAAGAGCUUUACAACGACAGCAGUGGGAUGUCGGGCACGGACGCACUGCAAUCAAUUAUUACAUUCCUAAACUCCCCCCGAAGUAACGACGAACUUCAGAAUGAUUUGUUUGACUUGCUCGGGUUCGACAAGUUUGAGUUCAUCCAAGAGAUGCUGGUGCAUAGGCAGGAGAUCACUGAUAGCUUGAAGGCGCCGCCCCCGCAGCCCACUAUAGCCGAAUUGGCUGCUAUUCUGCCUGAAAACAAAAUGCCCCAAUAUCUUUGCCAAGUGUCAGUCCAAUCGGAACAAGAGAAACUAAUAGCAAAGUUGGUGAGGAAAGAGGAGAAGAAAGCGAAGAAUGUGAAGAAGAAUGACAAUGAAGAUCAGGAACCGGAAAUUAAUAUUGCUCAGAUGCGAGCCGCCCGCCUAGCAGAAUUGUCAAAACCGGUGGUGCCAUUUUCAUCAACAUCGAAGUCAGCUGCCAACAUAGACCCGAUUCUCCAGAAGAUAUCGUAUUUCCAGACGAAAGUCCAAUAUCCUAAUGUCUUUGAUAAAUCUAUUGAUUCCAAAAAUGCUGCCGGAUUUGUGUCCGGGUUGAAGCUGAUGUUGCCAGAGAAUGCAGUGAGGAAAGACGUGAAGGAGUACGAAGAGGUGAUCAUACCAAAGAACGAGCCCGCCCCUCUCGAAGUCGGGAACAACCGUGUCGCUGUUGGGGAUUUGGACGAGAUCGGCCAAAUGGCGUUUGAAAACAUAAAAGAACUGAACCGCAUCCAAUCAGUGGUGUUCCAAACAGCAUACAACACUAAUGAGAACCUGCUGAUAUGCGCGCCCACCGGCGCGGGCAAAACCAACAUCGCUCUGUUGACUGUGGUGCAUCAGAUCAAGCAGCACAUUGAAAAUGACGUCAUUAUGAAGAAUAAAUUCAAGAUAAUCUACAUAGCUCCAAUGAAGGCUCUCGCGUCAGAAAUGACAGCUAGCUUCGGUCGGCGGCUCAAAGGGCUCGGGAUAUCCGUGCGCGAGCUGACGGGCGACAUGAAGCUGACAAAAUCCGAAGUGCAACAGACGCAGAUGAUCGUCACCACUCCUGAAAAGUGGGACGUCGUCACUAGGAAAGGCGCCACUGACACUGAAUUGGCCUCUAUCGUAAAGCUGUUAAUCAUCGAUGAAGUCCAUCUCCUCCACGGCGACAGAGGGCCUAUAGUGGAAGCUAUUGUGGCCAGGACCUUGAGACAGGUGGAAACGACGCAGAAUAUGAUCAGAAUUGUGGGGCUUUCUGCUACACUGCCGAACUAUCUCGACGUUGCCAGAUUCCUCCGCGUAAACCCUAACAUCGGUCUAUUCUUCUUCGAUUCCCGCUUCCGGCCAGUGCCUUUAGAGCAACAGUUCAUCGGCGUCAAGGAAACUGGCAAAGGCGGCGGCGGCCAUCUUAGAGAAAUGCAAAUAAUGAACGACAUAUGUUACGACAAAGCUGCGGAUAUGGUCCAAAAAGGCCACCAAGUGAUGGUCUUCGUUCACGCCCGUAACGCUACACACCAAACGGCCCUGGUCCUCAAAGAAUUGGCCCAGAAGAAAGGCCAAUUAAAGUAUUUCGAGCCUGAAGACUCCGGAGGCCUCACUAAAGCCAAAAAAGCUAUAAGCACCAGCCCUAACAAAAUUUUGGGGGAGCUUUUCGCGAGUGGCUUUGCUUGCCAUCAUGCUGGCAUGUUGAGGAGUGAUAGGAACAUGGUGGAGAAGUUUUUCGCGGACGGUUACAUAAAGGUGCUGGUGUGUACCUCCACCUUGGCUUGGGGAGUCAACUUGCCUGCUCACGCCGUCAUAAUCAGGGGCACAGAGAUCUACGACCAAAGCCACGGUACAUUCGUAGACCUCAGCAUACUAGAUGUGCUGCAGAUAUUCGGCCGCGCCGGCCGCCCUCAGUUCGACUCCUCGGGGACGGGCGUCAUCAUCACCACUCACGACAAACUGACGCACUAUCUCAAGUCCAUGACCAACCAGUUCCCGAUCGAGAGCAACUUCAUUAAUCUGCUGGCUGAUAACUUGAAUGCAGAGGUCGCAUUGGGCACCGUCACGAACAUAAACGAAGCCGUUGAAUGGCUCAGUUACACGUACCUUUUUGUCAGAAUGAGGAUUAAUCCGCAAGUUUACGGACUGACGUACACGGACGUGCAAGAAGAACCGAUGUUGGAAACAAAACGCAGAGAGUUGAUCACGGCCGCGGCGAUGCAGCUGGACAAAACGCACAUGAUUCGGUACAAUGAGAGGACUGGCGAUCUCAAUAUUACAGAUCUCGGACGUAGCGCGAGCCACUAUUACAUCACGUGCGAGACGAUGGAAGUGUUCAACUCUAUGGUGCGCAAGUCUAUGACGCAGGGUGAAGUGCUGCAGAUGCUCACACGGUGCUCAGACUUCCAACAGCUCAAGGUCAGAAAAGAAGAAUUAACUGAGUUAUGGCAGCUUAAAGACCACUACUGCGAACUGCGUAUAGAAGACCCACCGGAAGAUAUACAUUGGAAGAUUAAUAUACUGCUGCAAGUGUAUCUCUCGAGGGGACGCGUCAAUGGAUCGUCAUUACAGUCCGAUCUCAAUUAUAUUAGUCAGAACGCCGUUCGGAUAGUCCGCGCGCUAUUCGAAAUAACACUCCGCAAGAACAACGCAUACAUGGCCGGGAUGUAUCUCAAGAUCGCAAAGAUGCUGGAACUCCAACUGUGGGACUUCUACAGCGACAUGAGGCAGUUCAACUGUUUUACCAUUGAGACGCUGAAACACAUUGAAUAUCCCAUGUUGAAGCCGGAUCAAAUAAGGGAGAUGGAGUGGCAGGAAUUGGGUGAUUUGAUUCGCAACCCAAAGAAUGCGCGGCACAUGAAGAAAUGCGCCGACGAGUUCCCCCUUCUAGAGAUGGAGGCCAGUCUUCACCCUAUCACCAGAACAGUGCUAAGAAUACGGCUAACUAUUACUCCCAAUUUCAAGUGGAAUGAUAAAUACCACGGCAAGGCGCCUGAAGCGUUCUGGAUAUGGGUGGAGGAUCCGGACACUGACAUCAUGUAUUACCACGAAUAUUUCCUCAUCACUAAGAAACAGGUGGUUACUAAAGAGCCCCAAGAACUGGUGAUCACUAUACCUAUAACGGAACCUCUUCCACCGCAAUAUUACAUCAGAGCAACUUCAGAAAGAUGGUUAGGUUCAGAAAGCGUGCUGCCGCUAACAUUCCAACAUUUAAUUUUGCCCGAAACACAUCCACCUCACACUGACCUGCUAGAACUACAACCGUUACCAGUGACAGCAUUAAACAACACCUCCUACGAGUUAAUAUACAACUUCACCCACUUCAACCCUAUACAGACGCAAAUUUUCCACUGUCUGUACCACACAGAUAAUAAUGUGUUAUUAGGAGCGCCUACUGGAUCGGGGAAAACGAUAGUCGCUGAGUUGGCGAUGUUUAGAGUCUUCAAUGAGUAUCCUGGAUGUAAGGUUGUGUACAUAGCGCCACUGAAGGCUCUCGUAAAAGAAAGGAUAAAAGACUGGAAAGUUAGAAUAGAAGAGAGACUCGGCAAGAGGGUCGUCGAAUUAACCGGUGACGUAUCGCCCGACAUCCGAGCUAUAAAAAGUUCCCACGUAAUCGUAACUACUCCAGAGAAAUGGGACGGGAUAAGUCGGUCAUGGCAGACAAGGAAUUAUGUACGUGAUGUGGCUUUGAUUGUAAUUGAUGAGAUUCAUCUACUGGGAGAAGAUAGAGGACCCGUUUUGGAGGUUAUUGUGUCAAGGACGAACUUCAUAGAAUCACACACGUCCCGCCGUCUGCGCAUCAUCGGGCUGUCGACAGCAUUAGCCAAUGCGAAGGACCUCGCCAACUGGCUGAAUAUUGGUGAAAUGGGACUAUACAACUUUAGGCCUUCAGUACGACCCGUGCCAUUAGAGGUGCACAUAUCAGGCCACCCCGGCCGCCAUUACUGCCCUCGAAUGAUGUCGAUGAACAAACCGACAUUCCACGCCAUCCGCACUCAUUCUCCUAAUGCGCCCACGCUGGUCUUCGUUUCCAGUAGACGGCAGACCAGAUUAACAGCCCUCGACCUAAUCGCAUAUUUAGCCGCAGAAGAGAACCCAAAACAGUGGCUCCACAUGAAAGAGGCAGAAAUGGAACAAAUUCUAGCGAACAUUCGGGAAUCUAACCUCAAAUUGACGCUAGCUUUCGGCAUCGGUAUACAUCACGCUGGCCUGCACGAAAGAGAUAGAACUACUGUUGAAGAGCUGUUUAUUAAUCAGAAGAUUCAGGUUCUAAUUUGUACAGCAACUUUGGCUUGGGGUGUGAAUUUUCCCGCUCAUUUAGUGGUGAUCAAAGGCACGGAGUACUACGAUGGCAAACAGAAGCGCUACGUUGAUAUGCCAAUCACUGACGUCUUACAAAUGAUGGGCAGAGCUGGUCGGCCGCAGUAUGACAACGAAGGCGUGGCAGUGGUGCUGGUGCACGACCAGAAAAAGAAUUUCUACAAGAAAUUCCUGUACGAACCGUUCCCAGUGGAAUCUAGUUUGCUGGAAGUGUUAGCAGACCAUUUGAAUGCCGAAAUCGUAGCUGGCACAGUCCAAACAAAACAAGACAUCCUAGAUUACUUGACCUGGACGUACUUCUUCCGCCGCCUGCUCAAGAACCCCUCGUACUACAAGCUGGAGAGCGCGGAGCCGCAACACGUGAACCGGUACCUCUCCGAUUUGGUGCAGACCAGCCUCGAUGCUUUGGCUAGUGCUGGCACCGUUGAGAUUGAGGAGGAUCAGCGUACAGUCCACUGCACAUGGCUGGGUCGCAUCGCGUCCUACUACUACCUGUCGUACAAGACCAUGGCGCACUUCAGCUACCACUUGCAGAGUAACCUGAACACUGACGCUUUAUUGAGGGUUCUCGCUGAUGCUGAGGAGUAUGCCACGUUGCCGGUGAGGCAUAAUGAAGAUAUACAGAAUGGCGAAUUGGCCCAACAAUGCCGCCUGCCCGUGGACCCGCUAUCCCUCGACUCGUCCAACGUCAAGGCGUUCUUAUUGCUACAAGCGCAUAUGACUCGCUUGCCUUUACCUAACACUGACUAUCUAACAGAUACGAAAUCCGUGCUAGAUCAAACUAUAAGGAUAUUACAGGCCAUGAUCGACACGUCAGCAGAAAACGGCUGGCUGUCCGUCUGUCUGUCCUGCCAGACAUUGAUGCAGAGCAUCGUCCAGGCGCGCUGGCCUGCAGACUCCCCCCUUACUACUUUACCCCACGUCGACUCCCAACAUUUGUACAUGUUCUCACAAAUGACUAAAGAUACCAACAAACCGUGUACAAUGUUGAAUGGACUGAAAGUUGCUUGUGCGAAGAAUUAUGAACUGCUCGCGAGGUAUAUGAGGAGGGAGUUUGAGGAGCAUCAAAUUGAGCAGAUCUAUAAAGCAAUAUGCGAUCUGCCCACAUUGGACGUGAAACUGUACGUCCGCGGCUUGUGGUUUGACGGAGAGAGCGAGCAAGACAAACAUAUAAAGCAACCGCAGAAAAGAGAUCAAUGGAUGCCCAUACACGGAGAUCAGGAAUACACCCUAGUAAUAGAAGUGAGCCGCCGCGGUGGCAACCCUAACAACGUUUUGUGUCCGCGAUUCCCCCGCGGCAAGAACGAGGGCUGGUUCCUGACUCUGGGCACCGUGGACAAUGGGGAACUCCACGCCUUGAAGAGGGCCCCUGCGAAAGGAACUGCUCAGGUCACUUUCUACACGCCUAGCUAUACAGGUCGGAUUAUCUACACCAUAUACAUAAUGAGCGACAGUUACAUGGGUUUGGACCAGCAGUACGAUUUGCAGUUCGAGCUGAUGGAACCCCUGCCACGGGAAAAUGUCGACAGAGUAUACAAUGAAGACAAGACUAUUAUAGAAUGAUCAUGUAAUAUAAUAAAUUAUUUUAUUAUUGUUA